Molecule: messenger RNA, 4020 nt
Organism: Nilaparvata lugens (brown planthopper)
Lineage: Eukaryota; Metazoa; Arthropoda; Insecta; Hemiptera; Delphacidae
Product: transcription factor SOX-4-like
Exons: 5
Coding region: 412-1617 (401 amino acids)
Source: RefSeq, a predicted model, not a curated record
UUCAGUUGUGAUCGGUGCGCUGAGGUGAGAGGUUAGCGCACGCGCAGUCGCAGUGUGGCAGUGUUCGGUUCGUAGUUCACAUCAUCUCGUGUCGUGUUCGCUGCAGCUGCUAUGUGUCGUCAUCGUGCCACCAGCUUUCUCUUGUGGCAAUUCGCUAACUGAAUAAUUUUGUUACUCGUGUAAAAAUCCCCGAUUAAACCCCUUCGCAUCGCACGUGAUCAAGUUCUGGUUGGUUCUCGUUUCAUCGCCGUAAACGUUGACAACAACUGCCGCUGAAUUUUUGUUGUGGAGGAUUUGGGAAAUACUAUUUUACACGUUCAUGGUGCGCACAAAGUCGACUAGUGUACAGUCGAUGGUGGUAGGGGGCGCAGUGGGGCCGAAUGGGGCUGGCAGUGUGCGCAUGCGUGGGCGAUGCUCAGGUGGCUGUCAUCGGUGACGCAGCCUCCAUCAGCACAUCAUCAUCAGCCUCAUCACCAUCAUCACCAUCAUCAUCAUCAUCAGCCUCCCCCUCGCACCACUCUCACCGAUGACCCUCUAGCCACCUGCAUCACACUGCAUCGCAACAGCCAAGUCUACGCCGUGUCCAGAGUGAACCCGCUAUACAGCGAAGACGAGUUUGGCGUAGUGAGCGGCCAGGGAGGAAGGGUUGUGAUAGGAGGCGGCGGAGACAAGCGAGAGGCGGCUGUCGGAGGCGGCGGCGGAGGUGGCAGUAGCGGCUACUCGAGUCGCCGAAGCAAGAAUAGCGGGGGCAGUAGUGGAGGCAGUAAAAAUUCGAAAACAUUUUUAAAAAAGUUAUACUCGGGGGGCAGUGACGGCAGUGGGAGCGGGGGCAGUGGUGAGUGGUCGCUGAGUCCGAUUCCCGAGGGGCAGUUGCCGCCUCUCCAAGUACCGCGCCCUGUGUGGCCCCCGCGCCGCCCCCGACUGUUGAUCGACAGCAGUGCGCAUGCGUACAGCGGAGGCGGCAGCAGUAGUGAAGGCAGCAGCAGCGAUGGAGGCGGCAGCAACAUGCACGCACUCGCACACGCGCACACACCCGAGCACCUGCUCAGGACUCUCUCCCACACCAUCAGUCUGGCCGUCGACCAGAAGGCUAUGCCGCCUGAACAGGUAUUGCGCACACUGGGCGAAACAAUCAACCGCAGCCUGGAGGCGAUUUCGCUUGCCACAGCAGCCGCCUCCGGCUCCGCCCCCGGGGGUGGCAGGGAGCCUCUCUACCACGACUCUAGUUCGGCCUCCAGCAGCGGCUUCUCCGACCUCACCGCCACUCCGCCCUCAUCCUCGUCCUCGGCCGGGGGACAAGCCAUCUACGACAAGCCACACUCGUCGCUGCGAGGAUACGAGAAGCUCAUCCGCCCGCCACCGCCGCUCUACGAGGCACCUCCUGCGCCCACAACUAAGCACCACUCAAAAACCAAUCCUUUUAUGUGCCGUGGUCCAGACUUCACCCUGGACGCCCAUCAAGCCGAGCUGCUCAUGCGCAAACUGAAGCAAAGCAAACGUCAGCGCUGCUGGUGUCGCGCUGUGACGUCACUCAUGGCUCUCUUCUUCUUCCUCUUCUCUGUGAUGCUUGUUAGCAUGCUGCUGACACGUGGAAAACGCUUCUUCGGCUCUUUAUAACAACUCUGCUGUCGGCCUGUCACCUGUUGCAGGCCACUGAGCUAAAUAAGAACUGGAGGUAGCACUGGAAAGGCUACAAUAUCAGACAAUAGUCGUGUCUAAUUUUGCUUGGUUUGCUAGAAGUUGAGGAUGAUUUCCGAACGAGCUUUAGGCGGUAUCUUAGGUCCAUAAGCAUAACCUGUGUGUAACAUUAAUCUAAGUUUACAUGAGGAUAUAGUAACAUCAUAAUUAUGUGUUUUAUUCCUGGUUUAAACCAACAGGUGAUCGAUAUCCUCUUGAACUGAGAAGGUGUAUAUGGCCCUAAGUAUUUUAGGUUGGAAAUAAUGUGAGGACAGGUAGAAACAAUUGGAUACAAUUUAAUGGUAUUGGAAAACCAUUUUUAAAAAUUAGAUGGGACGCUACUUUCUUAAUCAGUGCUACCUCUAGAGCUCUGUGGUCGCAGUCUACUAAACUAGCUCCACUUGAUGCAGCACUGUGUCCAAUCUAAUAUCAUCGAGUGUUUUUUGUCAAACUCAUUUUCUCUAUUCAAAAGUUUCAAAUAGUACCUAAGGAGCGUUUGGGAAUCUUCCUUAACUUCUUGCCGACUGAACAAGAUGAGACAGAACAGAGAACACUUCUGGAAUAUUAUCAGCCCCCAGUUAGCUUUGUGGUAUUUAGCUCAGUGUUGCAGUCAGCACUGCAGUCUUAUUGGGUCGCGCUUAGUUACCACUAUAAUGAUGACAAUAAAUGAAAUGAUUCCAUAGAAUGUUGGAGUGUCUCAACCGGUUAUUAUGAAGGAAUGCGAUAAUUGGGUUUCUUCUUGAUGUGUGAAAUUUUUAAUUUUUUUAUCAAUUGAGAACAAUUUUCAUUUGAAUUUACUAAUCUGUAAAUCCGACUAAAACCCUAAAAAAUUGAGUUUUUUCAACUGCUGAUGUGGUACCAAGUACGCAAAUACUCUCUAAUAUGGAAAGAUUGAUGCUGCUGUCUUCUAUAAUUCAUUCAAAAAUGAAACAUCAAUUUUGAUCAGCCUUAUUCAUAUGAUUUAGAUUUAAAGACAAAUUCAUUCAUAAAAAUCCAUUUCGGCAUAUAAUUAUAAUAGUUUGUAGAAAAUUUGAUGAGAUUUAAUAUUUUUAUGAAAAAUGAUAAUAAUUUUCCUUUAAUUAUAACUAUUUGUGGAAUUGAAUUUCAAUUCAAUCAUGCUUUAAUAAGUUAAUUAUCCUUACAUUCUGAUUUGCAAGAUGCAAAUUUAAUCAUCACCACUCAAUUCCACUUUAUGUAAGCUUUGUCCACAUGCCCGUAAUACAUUAGAACACCAGGCUGGAUGCCGGACAUAAAGUGUCCGAGCGAAUUGCGUUCCCAUCGCUUUCAUUACACCAGGGACAGCAGCGGUUCUAGUGGGCAGUCACCAGUAGGUCUAUAGUAUCCGGCUGGUAUCUCAAUCGGAUCGACAGCCAAGCCACCGCUGAGACACCAUUAGUGUCUCACUGGCGUAUUGGUGUCCCAACACAUCAAAUUUCUAUGGCUGAUGAAUAAUGAUUAUUGGAAAUUUUGGAUGUAGCCUAUAAGAUACGCUAGUAGAUUUGAUAGGGAAUGAAACUUUUAAAUUCAAUUAAAAAUGUACAUAUAAGAUGAACUAUAACAAGGGGCCUUAGAUAAGAAAGAUAUGCUCAGAUUGUUAUAGUAUGCUAUAGUUUUCAAAAGUCACCCUAAUUUCUUGCUUUGCUUCACUCGUGUAUUUAUCCUAAAAUACACCAUAAUAUUCAAAUCGAUUCAGAUGAAAAUAACCAAGCCAGAAUGAAUGGCGCAGAAAAACCAUUACAUGCAUAAAUGAAUAUAUUAGCGAUAACAAUAAACCCGUUAAUCUAGUAAACAGGUUCAUUCUGUUUUUUUAUAAGCACAAUAAUUUUUUAAUUAAGACCAAAAUGUUGGAAUUUUCCAAAACGUAGAAAUAUUGUUGAGACACUCUCCAUGUUCCAUGGAAAUCGAAGUUCAUAGAACUUAUUUAGAAUCUAAACUAUUAAUAAUAACUCACUCAGCAGUGUUUUUGAAAGAUUUAUAUACUUUAAAAUACUCUUUAGUGCCUUCUCACAAUGACAUCAAAAUCUAUUGUGAAUGACAAGAAUCUUUUCCAUCUAUGGUCAAAUGCUAAAACGAUACUAUAAAUAGGAUACCUAGAACAUGAGGAUUAAAUAUGAACACUUUUUGCAGUGAAGUAAUAAGUUUCCCUAACCAUAAAUUUCCACUCUUUCUUCAUAUUUUGAGCUUCGUUUUAUUAAACACAUAAUAUUACUAUUAACAAAUUCAAACGUUCUCUCUGUUGGGAUACGGAUUAAAUCCAGUAUUUCUGUCUGUGGAGGUCAUUCAAUUCCAUAGAAAAUGUAAUUCAAUAAAAUUAUCUUAUUGACUAUAAUAUAUAUUAUUAUU